This is a messenger RNA of Ctenopharyngodon idella (grass carp), 2381 nucleotides long. RefSeq names its product prolyl 4-hydroxylase subunit alpha-2-like. Gene Ontology annotation, molecular function: L-ascorbic acid binding; iron ion binding; procollagen-proline 4-dioxygenase activity. The transcript has 15 exons. Gene Ontology annotation, biological process: peptidyl-proline hydroxylation to 4-hydroxy-L-proline. Lineage: Eukaryota; Metazoa; Chordata; Actinopteri; Cypriniformes; Xenocyprididae. Gene Ontology annotation, cellular component: endoplasmic reticulum. The record is from RefSeq and is a predicted model, not a curated record. The coding region runs from base 258 to 1733 and encodes 491 amino acids.
UGGAACCACUUUAAGUACAUUUAGUGCAGUUUAAGUGUACCCAUACCCUGUAAUACUCACAGGUUGUUUUAUUGCUUCAAAUAUCAAUAUCAGUGACUUUGUGAUUGAACUCUGCUCACCGUAAGUGGUGUUGUUGGGCUUCUUAUGUUCAUUGUAACUCAUAGAGUGCUGUAUAGUGACGACAGACAAGAGGAUAAAAAUGGACACUCACGUCAAGCUUGAUGAGGAUAUAGUCAAAAGGUUAUGAAGGUCUGAUAAUGGCCAUAAAGGAACUGACAGUAAUUUUGGUGUUUUCUUGGAUUGUCUGUACUACUGGACAUGAAUUCUUCUCAUCAACAGAUAAAGUUGCACAGCUUUUUGAGGAGGAGAAAGACCUUCUGGAAAGCUUCAGUCUCUACAUCGAUGCUGAAGAAAAGAACGUAGAGAGAAUGAAGAGUAUUCUUCUGGUUCUUCAACUAUUCACAUACUUUGACCCUGAGUACCCUGAGAAAACCAUGAGAGACCCUGUGGCAGCUUACAAACUCCUUAUACGAGUGAGAAGGGAAUGGUUGACUAUUGUCGAAAACACUCAACAAAGUCAUUAUGAGAAGUAUCAGAAACUGCUGGCAUUCGCAGAUAUCCCAGAGCUGGAGGACGUGGAUGGUGCAGCUUCAGAACUGAUCAGACUGCAAGAGUUCUACAAACUCUACCCACACAACAUCACAAAGGAAACACCUCUAAAUGCAGAUGAAGCCUACAAUGUAGGGUUGGUCGCUUAUGAUGAGGACAAAUUCCAGCAUGCUUUUCUCUGGUUUCUGUACAGUCUGGACAGAUUAACAGAAUCCUCAACUACUACUGAGGAAGAGUUGCUCCAUUACCUUAGUUCCUCAGCCUAUCAUUUUGGCAGCCUACCUGUGGCAAUCUACUUUGGCCAACAGCUUCUAAAUCUGGAUCCAACUAAUGACGAAGUCAAAGUUGAGCUGAGCCUUUACAAACACCUUCGCUUACAGAGAACUUCAAAUCCUGACAUAUUCAUGCUGAACACAAAAUCAAAAAACCUCUAUGAGGCACUGUGCAGAGGAGAAGUUGACGAGAGGACCUCCAAGAGGCAGAGGGCGCUGUCCUGUAGGUACAGCACAGGUGGAGGAAACCCCAGACUGAUGUACGCACCAGUGAAAGAGGAAGUGGAGUGGGACGAACCUCGAAUCAUCAGAUAUCAUGACAUUAUAUCAGACAGAGAGAUAGAGAUCCUGAAGAAUAUCUCCAAACCUCAACUUUCUAGGUCUAGGAUUAGACAUCUGAGAGUCUCAAACCUCCGUACGUCUCAAAGUGUUUUUCUGGAGGAAGACAACACUGUGCUUUCUCGUAUCAGUCAGAAUAUUGCAGACAUCACAGGACUCUCCAUGGAAUCAGCUGAAAGUCUACAUGUUCAGAAUUAUGGGAUUGGUGGCAGAUUUGAACCACAUUAUGAUGCAUGGGAUGAUGAGAAUGGAAGGAUUGCUACGUUCUUAAUUUAUAUGAGUGAUGUGGAGAUAGGGGGCGCCACUGUGUUUCCUGAAGUUGGAGUUGCGUUGAAGCCAAAAAAGGGUUCAGCAGUGUUUUGGUACAAUCUCCAAAAGAAUGGCAGAGUGGAUUUAGAUACACAGCAUGCUGGAUGCCCUGUGUUAGUGGGUAACAAAUGGGUGGCUAAUAAAUGGAUCCAUGAGUUUGGACAGGAGUUCAGGAGACCCUGUUCUUUGUCAGACUGGGAGUGAAAGACAUUGUGACCAUGUAGAAAUCAUAUUAAGUUAAUCUGUACUAUAGAAUUAUCUGUUAUAUUAUGUAUCAUUAGUUUUUAUAAUGUACAGUAGAUCUGUAAUAUAGCUAUAUAUUGUAUUAAAGGAUUAGUUCACUUUAAAAUGAAAAUUAACUCAGAUUGUAUUCAUCUGAAAGAAAAAAGUCAUAUACACCUAGGAUGGCUUGAGGGUGAGUCAUGUGAUAAUUUUCAUUUUAAAGUGAACUAAUCCUUUAACUUUUACUGUGAUUUACUACUGUCUAGGUGGCAGUAAUGUUAAAAAUAACUGUAAUAUACCUAUGUAAUAAUAUGUAAUAAAACUAAAAAAGUGCAAUAGAGUAAAAUUAAGUUUCAGCAAGAUAUCAAUGGAUAAUCACAUUACCUGAGUUGAUCAAUCCUAGCAACCAACAAGUGUGUUAUUCCUGUAGAUGAGACGCAGUUUUCUGCAGUUGUAUUUAAAGCUUAAUUUUACAUGUUUCCUCUUUUUUUUUUUUUUUUAAUUAUUCUAAUGAAUGAAACCACAACAUUAUUUAAUGUAGCAUUGUAAAAUAAAUUAAUACAAACAUCUUUAUAUAACAAUGUGUUUUCAGUUUCUUAAGACUCAAUAAAUAUGUUUGGACAUACAUUA